Messenger RNA from Dromiciops gliroides (monito del monte), 6594 nucleotides. It is a transcript of the gene UNKL, whose product is annotated as unk like zinc finger. Bases 49 to 2520 code for a protein of 823 amino acids. The record is from RefSeq and is a predicted model, not a curated record. Lineage: Eukaryota; Metazoa; Chordata; Mammalia; Microbiotheria; Microbiotheriidae. The transcript is spliced from 16 exons. Gene Ontology annotation, molecular function: metal ion binding.
GGGGGCGGGUCCGACCGGCGCAUGCGCGCUGCAUUGUUUUGACUGAAAAUGCCGUCGGUUUCGAAAGCGGCGGCGGCGGCGGUGGCGCUGAGCGGAUCCCCCCCCCAGACGGAGAAACCGACUCAUUACAGGUAUCUAAAGGAAUUUAGGACAGAACAGUGCCCCCUGUUUUUGCAGCACAAGUGUACACAACACAGACCAUUUACCUGUUUUCAUUGGCAUUUCCUAAAUCAGCGUCGCCGUAGACCCAUCCGAAGGCGUGAUGGAACUUUUAAUUAUAGUCCUGAUGUAUAUUGUACAAAAUAUGAUGAGACUACAGGAAUUUGUCCGGAUGGUGAUGAAUGUCCUUAUUUACAUCGGACCACUGGGGACACUGAAAGAAAAUAUCAUCUCAGAUAUUACAAGACUGGCACAUGUAUACAUGAAACAGAUGCUCGUGGCCAUUGUGUGAAGAAUGGACUACAUUGUGCCUUUGCUCAUGGCCCUCUUGAUCUUAGACCACCAGUAUAUGAUAUAAGGGAACUUCAGGCACAAGAAGCCUUACAAAAUGGUCAACUUGGUAGUGGCGACAGCAUUCCUGAUUUGCAGCCUGGAGUCUUAGCUAGCCAGGCAAUGAUAGAGAAAAUCCUUGGGGAAGAUCCCAGGUGGCAAGAUACCAAUUUUGUCUUAGGUGGCUACAAGACUGAACAAUGUCCAAAGCCACCUCGCCUCUGUCGUCAGGGUUAUGCUUGUCCACACUAUCACAAUAGUAGAGAUCGAAGACGAAAUCCCAGGAAAUUCAAGUACAGGUCCACUCCAUGCCCCAGUGUAAAACAUGGAGAUGAAUGGGGAGAACCUUCAAAAUGUGAAAGUGGGGAUAACUGUCAGUAUUGUCAUUCUCGUACUGAACAACAAUUUCACCCCGAGAUCUAUAAAUCUACAAAGUGCAAUGAUAUGCGACAAACUGGGUACUGCCCUCGGGGUCCAUUUUGUGCUUUUGCACAUGUUGAAAAGGAUACCAUGAAUGUAGUUAUGAUGCAAAACAGUGGUCAGUCAAAGCCUGGUGCUCACAUGUUCUCAGCAGAGAGUAUAGGAAUCACAAAUGACUGGAACUGCCAUGAUCCAAAUUCCACAAACAACAUUACAAAUAAUAAUGGGCAGCCUGGAAAUAUUUCCUGUUCCAAUAGUCCAACAGUUACAUCAAGCUCUGGUAGCAGUAGUUCCUUGUCUCCUAUUGGACCCCUUUGUAGGCAAAGAUCAUUAGCAAAUGGUGGUUUAUGUUCAGAAUCUACCACAUCAGGCGUUUCUUCACCAACUUCUAGCUAUCCAAAAGCACCAGGUUUUGAACGAGAGGAUCAGGCAAAACAGAGAAAUUUGCCUACUGAAAAUAACCAGAAAAUAAGUGAACAAGACAAUAAACAGAACCACCUCAGUGUGUUUGCAGUGGUUAACCCACUUGCUUCAAGUAUAACCUCCAGUAUAACUUCUAGUCUGGCUUCCAGUAUUGGAUCAGGUAGUUCAUCCCCUACAACUCUAUCAGCUAUCAAUGCCAAAGCUCUCCCGUUCUACCCUCCGAGUAAUACAGUUGAAUCAGUAAUAGGUUCUGCUUUAGAUCUACAUUUUAGUGAUAUAAAUGUUGCAUCCCUAGAUAAAGAACUAGAAGAUCAAGAAACCAGUGACCUUGGAAUAACAAGUCAAAGAUUACUGGGAAGUUCAGCUCCUGUCAAUAUUCCAGGUUCUCUUCCUCGUUCACCAUCUUUGCAUUCAUCAUCAUCUCUCUCAACCUCCCCACUCAGUUCCUUAUCUCAGUCACUAUCUCAGCCUCUUAUUCCAUCCACUAUGACUCCUCACCAACAGCAGCCUCAGCAUUUGAAAUCAGAACAUAAUGUUUUAGGCACUUCAGCUUCUUCCCAUAAUUCCUUAGGCUUAAAUGGUGUCAAUGGCAGCAUCUGGGAUUUUGUAACCGGGAGUUUCUCUCCUAGUCCUUCCCCUAUACUGAGCACUGGAACUGGCCCUUCCGCAAACUCAAGUGCUCAUGGCAGCGAAUUAGCUCGAGUCAGGCGGGAACUUGAUGAGGCCAAGAGGAAAAUCAAACAGUGGGAAGAUUCUUGGCAACAAGUAAAACAGGCUUGUGAUGCAUGGCAGAGAGAGGCUCAUGAAGCAAAGGAACGUGCUAAAGUAGCAGAUACUGACAAACAGCUAGCAUUACAGAAGAAGGAAGAAGUUGAAAAUAAAUUUAAACGGCUACAGGAAGAGUUUGAAAGGCUUGGUUUAUCCUCUAAAUUUCCUGUUCUGAGAAGCUAUGGAGACAUAGAAACCAUUCCUUUACCAAAGCUGCAUUCAUUACAAAGUCAGCUGCGUUUAGAUUUAGAAACUGUGGAUGGGGUGAUCUUCCAACUUCAUUCAAAAAAGUGUGUUGUGUGCCACGAACAUGAUCGUAGUAUCGUCCUGCAGCCGUGUCAGCAUUAUGUCCUCUGUGAGCACUGUGCAUCUAGCCAGCCUGAAUGUCCUUACUGCAAGGCCCAGCCUAUCAAGUGGUGACCCCCAGCCCUGGUACUCAAGGCUGUAGCUCUGUAUGAAAUGACAUCUGCUAUAUCAUGGUAACUAAUUAAGGACACUAUUUUAUGUUCCUAGUAUUUUAUAUAAAGACGGAUGUAGUAGUUCAUUUAUUAGUGACAGACUGAUCACAAUCUGGACCUCCAAGGAGAUAGCUAAUGGUAGUUUUUUAAAAAAAUAACUAUUAUUUGACUGCCUUUACAUAUUGACUUCUUUUUACCAACCAUGUCCUAAUGUUUCAUGGCUACCUUGAUCCUCAAAACCCUUAAAAACACACCCACAGAAUCAACUCAUUUGCUCAGUCCAUUCAGGUUCUCCCUCUGAGCUAAGCAUAGUUGAGGUGUCUAUUCUGAAUGUUGUUCAGUGGGGAAUGAUAGUAUCUCUCUGUUACAUGAAUAGGCAACCCCAUUGAAAAAUGUCCCUCAGAACAUUCUAAUCCAUGAACUUUUGGUGUGUGUGUUAUAAAUCAUGCCAGUAUUUUGGAAUCAGUCUAACACUACUGUUUACUAGGUUAUUAGAAGAAGUUUGAUUCUUGUGAAAGCACUUUGUUAACCAGGGGGUUUAGUUAGAGGUUAUGAUGUUGUUUUAAAUUGCUUUAAGCUGCUUUCUAGGUUUCAUGUUUUAUUUUUUUUUAAUAUACGAUAAUAUGAAGCUUUAUAUGUGUACUGUGAACUUAAAAUAUUUCAUAUCAGUUUAUUAUUGUUAAAUCAUAGUAUGGUAAAUAUAUUGUUAGAUUUCAUAUUCUGAAAUUAGUACUUAUUAAAUGAACAUUUAUCUAGUAGUGAAAAACUUGCCUAGGAUUUUUACAGUUUUCAAAUUAAGUGCAAACAGAUAGUAUUUAUAAGCAAAGAGAGUGAUUAUUGAAAGGCACAUAUACUUAAGCAUUUAGAUAGGUUUUUAAUUUUAUGAAAGGAACUAAUUUUCCUAAACUAAUAUGUGCAUUUGCACAUAUUCCAAUUGGAGUUUUGUAAUCCUAAUGAAAUGAUUUUAAGAGAGAUCUAUCAUGCAUUUAUAUGAUCCAUGGCCACUUUUUCCAAGUGCCUAUAUGCCUUGCAAAAGAAUUGAAGGAAACAGCUUACAUUUUUGUUUUGUUCUUUUAUCCCUUAAAAAUGUGCAAGACAAUUUGAUACUAACAAAAAUCCUUACCUUUCUGUAAUGAUAGCAAUUCAAUAUAAUAUCCUGUAAGGGAUGUGACACUAGAAUUUUAAAAAUUAAAUUAAACUACACAGCAAUGUUCUGGUGAUCAAAUUACUUAGGUCUUUAAUCAGGCAAUGGUGCUUUGUAAUUUUUUAGAGAUGUUGAUAGUCAUUCAUAUUUAACACUGACCGUUGGGAGUAUGCAAUUCAGGAGAAAUCAUUUACUGUAUGUUAACACUGUAUUUUGUUACUUUCAUAGAAUUAGCUUUUGGUAUAGGAAAAUGUUAACAAUGGUGGUUUUAUUCUACAAAUAUGAGUGUGACACAGGUAUAGCUGACAUUGAAAAGACCUUCUACUGUGUUACCUAAUUUGUAUGUUUAAUUAUUGUUCUCAGCAUAAGAAGUUCAUUCAUGCGACCAGCAAAGUUUAAUUUAAUAUCUUUUUUAAAGUCUCGAAAAUGAACAAAUCCAGGCUAACCACACCCUUUCAACUUGGGUGUCUGGCUGUGUGAAUCGGAACAGUUAUGAGAGCUGGGGCCUGAAUGGGAGGUUGGCCUAGAGGGCAGGCCUCAGAAGGUGGCUCACCAGGGACUAGACCCUGCACCUUUUUGGUCAGUAGGCCCCAGGCGUGGGUGUGGUGGAUGGAAGCAGAGAGGGGAAGGAGCUUGGUGACAAAGGAGACAGGGUUGAGCCUGGCCUUUUUCUCCCUCACCACAAAGCCUUUUCAAGCACAAAAGGUCAAUUAGAAGCCAGGGAGAGGAAGCUAGCUAAUCAAAGUCCUGUGGCAGUAAGCUGAGGGUACAGAUGGGGGAACGAAGACAGGAGCCUUUGUGCAUUAAGACCUGAAUAAGACUUGAGAGUAUUUUCUAAUGAGGAUUAACUCUUGUUCCUGGUCUGGACUUGGACAUCUUCCCUACAUAUUUGAGAAACAUUUGAGAAAAAUGGCUUCAGUUUACCCAGACUUACUCUAUUCUCAGCAAAGCAGGGUGCUGCCUCCAGACCAUUAGGUCUGGGUGGUGCUUAUCAUUAGAGUAUUUUUUUUGAUUCACCAAGUGGACACUGCGAUGGGGGGAAGGCCGGAAGAGAUAAAGUGGUACUUGAAAAAACCAAGCUUUGCUGUGAAUAUCAAUGGACUUCUAUACUUGUGUGGGCUUUGCCAAAGACUUUUAUUAAACAUCAAUAGCAUUUUUAAAAAGUGCAAAGUGACUAGGUAAGAAUUUUUAACAGUGACCAAAUUAGAAUGUAUUGUAAGGUAGUAUAUGAUGUUUUGAUUUUUAAAAAUGUUUUAAAACAUACAACUGAUUUUAGACAAUGGUUUUAUUAUCUCAAUAUAGAAGAAUGUGGCACCACAACAUUCUGCAGCUAUUGUGCUAACAAAGGUAACUAUGUGCUUAGUUUUUAGUGAAGGUUUUUUGUUUUUAAUUGUAGUGAGAUGAUUCCAAUUUAUAUUAAAAAAGUGGUCAUAUGCCUCAAUGCUUUUUAGUUCAGUACUUAGACAUUAAGUAUAUUUUUGUGCUACUGUUAUCACUGUUUAAAAUUCUUUAUUUUUAUUAAUAUUUAUGCACUUGUUUCUCAUUUUAGGCCUUUUAUUUGGCCUUUUUGGAGUAACAGGACAGUGUUUUGUUGUCUGUAAUUGACUUCAAAUUAUGAACGAGUUAGAACAAUUAAGCUUUAGAUCUUCAUAAGCUAAUGUGGUCAGUUCUUUUUGUUGAAUUUGGCUAAUUCUCAGGAGAUGACUUUAUCUCCAGGGCUAACAUUCCCAUGGUAUCUCCUUCACACAGUGAGGAGAAGAUAGGGGCUGGGCUCUUCCCAAAGGCCCACCAGAUUAAGAAGCACAUUUGGCAUAGGGCCUGGAUUUUCUGGUAGUAAACACCUGUGUUGGCUCUCUGUGUAGGAAUAAUCACUGAUUGUUUUUCAGUGAGAGAAGAGUUGCAGGUGUGUGUCCUUAUGUUUCUGUAGUGCUCAUCAUAGACUGAAAUUUGAGUUUUUAAAAGACUGGGAGGAAAAAGGAGGAGAGACCAAAGAAAUGUACCUAUGAGUGAAAUUCCCAGAGUAAGCAGCCUGCUCCUCUGUUACAUGCUAGUGUUCUGGCAAGUUCCCUGGGUGUGCUGAAUGAAUCAUUUACAUAAAAAAGAAAAAUGCUUUCUCUGUGCCACUUUCAGUCUAUAUUCGUGUUUCAGUUCCUUAGAAAUAGUGGGACCUCCACAAGAGCAAUUUCCAGUCUUUCCCAAGGUGAUAUUUUUAAUACUGGAAAGUACAUUUGUUACAUUUAGUGGAAAUAGGCUCAGAAGUGAAUAUUACAGGUUUCAUUGGCCUGAGUAAACCUGCUAAAUAGAAACUGUUUAACAGAUGCCAGACAGUUACAACAAUAUUAAAUAUAGUCUGCUCAUUGUUCCCAGUGCUAUAAAGUUGAAUCACCCCAGUGCUUGUAGGGAAGAACAACUCACAAAAAGACAGUGUGGCAAAGAACAAGUCAAGUUUUUGAAGUGAAUGCUAUUCAGGUCCCUGUGUUCUCUGUGGAUUGAAGUAGCCAGGGAGCAGAGGAGAUGACAGUGUCUCAGGGUGGGUUUCACAGUAAAGAACUCUUGUUCUCCAAGUGGAGUGCUGGUUUCUAAAGGAGCUUGAGCUGUGUGUUUAUAGAUAUGUUCAAAUUAUUCCAUCAUCAUUUUUGUUGCCUAUUGUCUUUCAACUAUCUAGUGUUAAAUAUUGGUAGUAAUAUUAUUGUCACAAUAUAUUUGUGUAACUGUGGUCAGCAUAAGACCUUAAUUCAAUAUGGACUUUUCAUAUGUAUUAAUUUAUGAAAGCCGCUAAUAUGGUUUGAGUGUUUAGAUGAGAAUGUUAUUGUGAAUGGAAUUUCCUUAACCCAGAAGGUAGUAUUUAUAAUGCAUAAUCAUUUACUUGUAAUGAAUUGUUUAAAAUUGUUA